ACACCCCUCUUAAUGAACGGCACUGAAGGAGUAAAGAUGAGAAACAAGAGUUUACAGGCUUAAAACAGCGUCGCUGGUUGCAGAGUGGCUUAUCAAGACUUGAGAAGCUGCAGAAACUGGAAAAUCUUCAGAUUAUCAAUGGACUCAUCGUCUCUUCUUUCUCAAUUCAAUGCCAAGAGCUGUUUAUUAAGAGAAACUGGAUCAAACAAUAGAUGUGCACUUCCAAGAUUUGUAAAAUUAAGUAAUAAUUCAAAGAGAAACGUACCAACAAGGUUGUGUUUCGCCUCUUCGAAUGGCGGGUUUAGACAGGAGACAAGUGGAAUUGGCAGCAAAGACGGUGUCAUUAUUGUUGAUCAUGGUUCGCGUAGGAAGGAGUCGAACCUUAUGCUAAAUGAGUUCGUUAUCAUGUUUAGAGAUAGAACUGGGUACCCGAUUGUCGAGCCUGCUCAUAUGGAGUUGGCAGAACCAUCCAUUAAAGACGCUUUUGCUUCAUGUGUGCAACAAGGGGUCAAUCGUGUUAUUGUUAGCCCGUUUUUCCUGUUUCCUGGACGACAUUGGAACCAGGAUAUCCCUUCAUUGACAGCUGAAGCUGCGAAGGAGCAUCCAGGUGUUUCAUAUAUUAUAACUGCACCUCUUGGACUGCAUGAGCUACUUGUGGAUGUUGUGAAUGACAGAAUUCAACACUGCUUGAGCCAUGUUGCUGGAGAUGCAGAUGAGUGUUCAGUUUGUGCUGGAACUGGCAGAUGUCAGCUUUACUGAUGAUGCCCGAUGGUGUGGGAUGGGCUGGCUUUGUUUAGUGGCCGACUUGUACUGAAAUUCAGUUGUAAAUUGUUGAACAUACUUGUAUUAAAACCUUUUCUAGAAAUAGUAUCUUCUCUUCCCCGUUUGCAACUCUUUCUACAUGUAUUUUUGACACUCUAGCCUCAUGUAUCUCGUGCUGGAUUUUCUUCUUUUUUUACA
Messenger RNA from Daucus carota subsp. sativus, 960 nucleotides. Its product is annotated as sirohydrochlorin ferrochelatase, chloroplastic. The record is from RefSeq and is a predicted model, not a curated record. Gene Ontology annotation, molecular function: lyase activity. NCBI's taxonomy places the organism in Eukaryota, Viridiplantae, Streptophyta, Magnoliopsida, Apiales, Apiaceae. The transcript is spliced from 6 exons. Bases 139 to 759 code for a protein of 206 amino acids.